Messenger RNA from Epinephelus lanceolatus (giant grouper), 5223 nucleotides. It is a transcript of the gene crebzf, whose product is annotated as CREB/ATF bZIP transcription factor. The record is from RefSeq and is a predicted model, not a curated record. Gene Ontology annotation, biological process: endoplasmic reticulum unfolded protein response; regulation of transcription by RNA polymerase II. NCBI's taxonomy places the organism in Eukaryota, Metazoa, Chordata, Actinopteri, Perciformes, Serranidae. Gene Ontology annotation, molecular function: DNA-binding transcription factor activity, RNA polymerase II-specific; RNA polymerase II cis-regulatory region sequence-specific DNA binding. Gene Ontology annotation, cellular component: nucleus.
UAGAAGAAGAAGAAGAAGUGUCUUCACAGGUCGACGCUGGGUUAACGUCGCUGGUGUUGUCUGCAGUCGCGCCACGGACCUUUUCAUAUUCAGGCUGAGUAUUCUGCCAACAGUCAGUAACCAGCACUGUGUCAUCGGAUGACUCUGUUCCAGUAGUUUAUUGUGCAUUUAUUUUUCAAACAGGACGGUGAGGAAUCACAAGAUAUCCCCCGGACAGCUUCCUUGUGGUCCCACUGUCAAAUCACAAUGAUCACCAGAAGAAGAGGACUUGCUCUGAACAACACAGAGGCACAGUCUUUUGAGGUUGAAAUGAAAACUGUGGAAGAUCUCCCAAGUCCAUCUAAGGGGUUCCCAGCUUACGAUAUCGACACCGCUGGAAUAGAGCUAGACGACCUAUUUGAAAUUGAAGAUUUAAAGUGGACACUUGAAAGAGAUACUGGCUCCCCACUCUUCGAUAUUGAGUUGGCUGAUUUCGGUGUGCACAGUGUCAAAGACCAAGAUUCCGAGGUUGAAGCUUCAGUGGCCUCCUCUCCAGAGAGAACAUCAUCUGACUUGAAGAUUAAGAACAGGCAAAACCAGUCAAGCCGCUUGAUCAACAAAAAUGCCAUCGCUGCCAGGUUGAAUCGUCUCAAGAAGAAAGAAUAUGUCAACAGCUUGGAGAGGAAAGUUGGCGUCCUGUCAACAGAAAAUGAUGGACUCAGACAGGAAAAUUCUCAGCUGAUCAAGAGAGUGGAAGAAUUGGAAGAUGAGACCAGGUACUUGAGGGCUGUGCUGGCCAAUGAGAGCAUGUUAGCCCAGCUCUUGUCCAGGCUGAGCGGUGUGAAUGGGAUGAAAUUAUCUUCCUCGCUUUUCCAGGGGCCCGACCCAAAUGACCACGACUAUGCCUUACCCAGGAAGCGUGUGAAAGUGGAGGAGAAAGAGACAUCUGGUGGCGUGUGUCUGCACGUGGACAAGAACCAUGUCUCAGUGGAGUUCUGCACUAAGUGUGCAGAGAGUGCAAGCACAUCACUCAAAAUGUAGGGUCAAGUACUUAUCUCUGUUUUCAGAUAUUGAGACUGAACUUGAUAUGGCUCUGUACUGAACUUCUUGAGGGUGGAUGAACACUGUUGAAGUAGUUAAGAUUACCUAAGAACUGCUGAAUGUGCAUGUGUUUUUGUGUAAUGAUGGAUUAAGUACACGUUACUGCUAAACCUUGUUGACAGUUUCUUCUAGGUUAUGGUUGAUCCACCAUCCGGGAUGAGUGGCUUUCUGAACACCUUUACCUGCUUGACUCCAUGUGGAUUCUGCUGGUGGAAGGUGAAGAGGCUGGACAAGCUGCUGCCAACGUGGCCUGGUAUUUUUUUAAAGGUAGUAUCGGUAACCAACGGUAUACGUUGUUAUAUUUUACCAAUACUUCACACCUGUAGCUCUUGUCAUCGUAGCUCAUGCAGCAGUUUUGGGGGGCUUGACUACAGCUGCUCCAUUACCCGGAGCGACGCUAUCAGAGGCUUAACAGUCUCAUAAUUAUGUCUUGUAUUUAGUGACAUAAUGGAAUGUAUUGAUUACUAAAUACAUCCAGAAUUAUCUGAUUAAGUGAUGAAGUUGCCAUUAUGUUUAACUAUAUGUAAAUGUGUAUAUAAGUUUGAAUACAUAAUGUUUGGGGCAAAUGACCUUGAUGUUGGACAAAUAAAUCAUAUUUUCAUUAUGUUUGAGUUACAGAUAUCUACUCUGUGUCUUGUUCUGUACUGUUGAUAUUAAUGCAUCUCUUUUUCUCUUUCUGAACAGCAAGCUCUCUGCCGAUAAUGGUCUUACUUUCCCUGAACAUUUGGGUCAAGUCUGGUAAAGGUUGUCUAAACAAAUGAACAAGACCUCAUUUGAUGGAAUACAGAGCGUGCAGCAUGAGGGGGCCCACAGGGAUCAGUCAUCCUGCCCUCUGUUUUAGCUCAUUCACUUAAAACUCUAGAUGCUUACAGUCCUUUUUCAAAGCUUAGGUUUUCAUUUUAUGAUUACAGUUAUUAUCAGGUGGGAGUCCAUAGUAGGAUAGGCCUGCAUUUUUUGAAAUAGGCUUAUGUGCUUUAUUGCUUAUCGUUGGGUUUAAUCAACACGACUCUCAUCUCUGUGUGUUAAACAUGAAGCUACAGCUGGUCAGUAGGGGUGGGAAUCGCCAGAGGCUCCACAAUACGAUACCAAGAUACUAAUGUCACAAUACAAUAUUAUCGCGAUUUCAAGUGUUAAGCAAUAUGCUGAGUAUUGCAAUAACAUAUUGUGAUUUAUUACUUUUUUAUUACUUUACUGUAAAUAUCUCCUAAAGGAAACUCUUAGCUAGCUCUUGUGUAUGGAUACAAUAUUGCCAUACAAAAUACCAUGAUUUUAUCCAAAGUGAAGGUUUUGGGGUUUUUUCUCUUUUUUUUUUUUUGUUAGGGUGAUGACUGAGUAAAAUGACAAACGUUUGAAGCUCCGUUCGAAAACCUCAAUAGAAGUUGGAAUGUUGAAAUAAAAACACAUUUGGUACAGCCCUACAAGUUAGUGGAGUUAAGCAUGGCGACUGGAAAAGAGAAUCAGUCUACCAACACCCUGUAGAGUUCACUAACACAUAUAUUGUAUUUGUUUAAUCCAUUCAGACACACAGGUGUAAACAACAGUUUGUAGGGUGCAGUGACUUAUUCUUGUCACCAUGAUGUGUCAGGCAACCACAAUGUCAGAAGUUACUACCCUCAGACAAAAUAUAAUAAUAGUCCCUCAACUUUUAAGCCCAGUUGAGACCAAAGAUUUGUGAUGAGACAAAACAGCUUUACAAAGUUGCGGAGAAAAGCUGAAGCAACAUGAACUGGCUGAUAUUUGCUCGACUCUAGCUGGCUGAUGGUGCCACCAGCAACUCAGUUGGUCAAAUCACCUUCAGCUGGUUUUAGAACAUAGUGCACAUCACCUGUUUGAACAGCCUAUCAGCUUCUAUAAAAGUCUGCUGGUCAAGUCAAAAUGACCACACGCUGCAGCAGGUGCCCUGUCCCAGCCGAGCCAUCUGUCUACAUCCACACUGUGCUGUGAUGGAUGGUGGGUCGCUGCUGCUGCUCAGUGGCAAAGCCAGGCUGGCUGUGUCUAAUCUUUAUGCUAAGCUAAAAACCGACUGUAGCUUCAUAUUUAUCAUAUAGUUAUGAAAGUAGUAUCAGUCUUCUCACCUUAGAAGUAAAAUCCAUUUGCGAUGGCAGGCUCAACAGCAAAGGCUGAUCUGUGAGGUUCAGCUGGAAAAGCAUUUGACACAGUGUUAAAGGACCAUCCUGUGAGAGGCUUUCCUUCUGCUCUCCAGGUUAGCAUGAGCUAACAGCACAAUAUGAUAUCAUUACCACUCACCAUGUUUUGCUGUUUGAGCAGAGGCCCAGCAAUAGUGGUUAACAUCCAACCCCAAGCUGUUAAUCUCAAUGACAGCACAACGACUCAACCGUUGUUAAACCUGCAACUAACUGUUGAGAAAUAUUAGAUGUAUGACACUAACAGUAAGCCUUUUCACUGUGUAUCUGUGACUCUAGGCACAGAACUCCAGUCCUGCAGCAGUAGUGUCAUAAACAGAAAGGGCGGCUAAGUGAAACAAUACACUGCACAAAACUCUACAAUGAAAUGAGAUUUACCCCCUACUAAAUAGACCAGUUUGCACUGAGGUUUGGCUGAAUUUGAGUUAAUUGUUGUGACCACAACAUUGUGAAAACCUGAAGGGACUGAUCAACCAUUGAUGGUGGAGUAAGCAAUUCCAGGGAAAUAUUAUUUGAAUUCAUCACCCAAACAAAUACACCCCCUGCACUGUUUAGCGUCCCUCUCACGCCCACUGUCUUUCUCUUUAUACAACCAUGGCCUUUGCCCUGUCAUGCACACGAGCACUACAAUAGUGUUGUGCGGCUCGGUCCAAGGCACUUAGGUUGUUUUUUUGUUUUGUUUUUUGCAUUUACAGAGCAAGGGCUGUGUGUGGACACCAGGUAUUCUUUUCUUUCUCUGCAGUCAGAGCUCAACAAUGUGAGAUUUUCACUGAAUUUGGAUAAAAAGUGCAUUAGUGACUGCCAUGAAGCUUAAAGUGGCUCUUAAAGCUGUGUUAAACAAAAAUGAUCAUUUUACUGACAUAUAUUCAUUUAAUCUUUGAAAGUUUGUAAAAAUGUCAAGAUAUUGAAUAUUUAAAGUAAAUCUGGCAACACCUUACUUUGAGUCUCCCUAUUUAGCAUUCAUAAGCAGCAUCUAAAUAUUAUAUUAGUUUAUGGGAUCACAUUGUGGUGUAAUGUAGUUGCAUGCAUGACAAUUUUAAGUUUGUUAAUGAACAGCAUUUGUCAGGAACUAUAAUUUCUUUAAUGCAUUUAAUUCAUAUGAAAACUUGCUAUGUUGUCAUUCAUUAUCUGUCUAUACAGCAGCCCUCACUCAUGGGUGCCCUCAGGAGGCGUUGUAUUUGUGACGAAUGCGUUUAUAACAUAAACUCCAUAUUCUAAACCACUUACAAGUCUAAACUGCUUACAAAUGCUGAACAGGGUAAGUGUUGCAGUAAUAGCGCAGUUAGGUGGCUGACUCGUUUCUCUGAAAUUCCCUUGAACACCACAACACCCAUGACAUUUUCAAAGCAGUAUGCUUGGGCAAACUGACAGCCAGACUCUCUGUGUUUAAGUAAAGGGGUUAAAACCUGCUCAAACAACCAUGUGAUCCUUACAAAAUCUCAGCAAUUAGACAACAUUCCAUUGAGUCACUCAAACCCACUUGAGAACUUAAAAACGAUGAUGACAUGUCAUCAGCUACCGAAUGUUUAUGCUUGAGACUGUAAAGUUUAUCGGCAGUGAAACUGGAGUAGCUAUCGUGUUGAUGUCAGCCAGCAUGGAAACCAACUAAGAUUUGUGUUUUCAUCUCACAAAUGCUGUGUCACAGCAUUUAUCCUGCAUAAAUCCUAGCAUUAGUCCUGAACACAGACUGACCUAUUGUUCUAGGAUGUCACACAUGAGUGCCGGCCUCCAGCAGUCAGGUUAGCAGAUCAUGUGCACACGGUCAAGGUCAUUGGUACAGCAUGAGGUUGGUUAAGUCAAAUGGGAAUCAAGUUCACAAGUUAUGUAAGGGACUAAAUAUAAAUUUUGCAAACUGGUUCUUAGAUGACAGCCUCUGAAUGUUUGUCGACUAGGACUAUUUUGUAGAUUGUUUUGCAACUACACAUUAACUGCUAGUUAUCUGCAUUGUUCUGAAAAGUUGUGCUGGUUGCCAGACCUCAACAGAUGACAGCACUCACCA